UCAACUGCUUUAUCGAGUACACACCUUCAACAUGAAAAGUCUUUAGUCCUUAGGAUACUGGUUAUAAUUCCUAACAUGGCGGCAGAGGACACAAAAGAGAACAUGACGAUAGAGGGCGUAGACGUUGGUAAAGUGAGAAACUUUCCAUUCUCCGCGUUGAAGACUUUAGGUUCCAUACAGAUAGGUAUCGGCGGGAUAUGUAUUGGUUUAGGAAUUAUAGAUUUUUUGCUAUUUAUAUUUUUUGAAGACAAAUUUGUGCCUGACCCAAAAAUGAAGGAAAGUGAAGCUUACCAGAAGGUAGACACACUUACAAAGACCUUUUCUCCAGUCUGGUGUGGUGUAUGGUUUUGUGUUACUGGUGCUUUCGCCGCCAUUUUAUCACAGAAGAAGCUUGCGAACAUUAAUUAUUACAAAAUGACGUUCUUGAUACUAAGUAUAACAUGUGCUGCUGUUUCUGGACCUCUCUGUUUGAUUGUCAGCGUUACAUCGGCGUACUUGAGACAUCAGAUAACUCCAGAAGGCUUCCGAUGGUUAGUGCCGUUGUUGGUCAUGUUUUUUGCAUUUUGUGAAAUAAUAUUUGCUCUUAUAUCUGCGUCUGUUUGCUGCUGUUGUGCACCAUUUGAUUCAUCAAGGGUAAGAGUUCUUCUUGCAAAACAACAAGAUGACAAUUUUCAUGCCAUUGUUCAAAAAGAGAAAUCAAUAGAUUCCUUUGAUAUCUUCACCACAAGUGACAGGAGAGGAAAGCCACUUCCGCCUCGCAAUCAAGAAAUCAAACAAGAAGCUAAAGAACCAACUGUACAAAAGGUUGACCGUGUGCAACAAACAACGGCCAAAGAAGAUAAGAGGCCUCCACCAGCUCAAAAAGAGGAACGCAAACAGGAAAAACCACAAACUGAGCAUAGAACACGUGAAAGUAAACGAUCGCACGAUCGAAAGCCCGAAAGGAAAGACUCUCUUAGCAGUGAAAAUUAUAAACAUAAAGAUGACGAAGAAUUUGAUGGAUCAAGAUUUGAAGAGGACAACCCAGUAAGAACACGUGGGUAUGCCGACAGACCGUACACGAAAGGUUCCAGUUAUGAACAACUGAAAAGUUUAGUUAUACCUAAAACAGCACCAAAACAAACAUUUUAGGCUUUAUCGAAUUCAAGAUAUUGACAAGUAUUUAUUUUAAUUUAGUAAGAAUCUGUUUAAAAGUCAAUUUCUGUCUUUGAAUUUGAUAAUUUUGAUUUAAUUUAUGGACUUUAAGAAGUCAGGAAUCUGAUGUUCAGUAGUUGUCAUUUGUUGAUGUGAUUCAUACGUGUUUCUCGUUUUUUUUAUAAAGGUUAGACCAUUGGUUUUCCCGUGUGAAUGGUUUAACACAAAUAAUUUUUGGAACCCUUUUUAGCUAGUUGUUCGGUGUGAGCCAAAGCUCC
This is a messenger RNA of Mytilus trossulus (common blue mussel), 1412 nucleotides long. RefSeq lists its product as uncharacterized. The record is from RefSeq and is a predicted model, not a curated record. NCBI's taxonomy places the organism in Eukaryota, Metazoa, Mollusca, Bivalvia, Mytilida, Mytilidae. Gene Ontology annotation, cellular component: membrane. The transcript is spliced from 6 exons. The coding region runs from base 76 to 1131 and encodes 351 amino acids.